GCAAGUCCAUGUCAUUAGACUGACAGGUCAUGUACACAUCUCACCGGUACACCAAAGAAAAACAACUGCUGCAUAAAUUGUAUAUAUAUGAAUGCGUAGAUCGCCCGUCAUUUGAGAUGUUGAUCCGGAGACAUACCCAGUUGCAGAGAAUUUUUUUUUCUUCUCGUUUCGAAAAGAACGUUUUGGAUUUGAGCUUCAGAACACGGAGGAAAAUUUUCCAGCAAGUCGCCAUUGGAGUCCAUCGUUUUCUUUGUGCAGAGCCUAUCCUUCUCCUCCCGUGGGAAUGAAAUGAGCGAAAUUAGCUGUUUAGUUUUAACCAAAUCAUGGACGUCACUGUUGCGUGAGCCACUCAGACUUGUUUCUGUUUUUUCAUUUGUAAUUGACCAGCUGAUUACUAGGAUUAGUACUCCCUGUUUGUUAAUCAAACGUCUCCAUGCUGCAUAAGCAGGAAACAAGUUCAGAACAAAUGUCAAGUUGCAUCACAUCGUCGUCAUUGACACUAUUUGCCUCUUAAAAAUAAACUAUUGUCGAUUAAAGCACUUCGUUUCCACGGUUUUGACCUGUACAGUGAUGGGCCUCAUCUUCUAGUCUGAAGUCUGAACAAACUGAAUACAAUAUUCUGAAUUUCUGAUAGUCUGAACAAAGUGUGAUCACUGCCUGAAGAAAAUCAGAAGUGAAACAAAAAAAAAAAAAACUACAGAAAAGCAAGUUGUCAUCCACAUGGAGAGCCCCCAAAAGAUGGAGAUGCCAAAGUGAUACUGGUCCAUAGCCACACAAUCAUACUAGCAUUAUCUCCUCAUCAUUCAUCAUCUCACUCAAAUUCAGUAGUAGCAUGCACUGAAGCAAGUCAAUGAUUCUGGUUCUUCUUAAAGAAAAUAAUAAAAAAAAACAUUGGAUAGAAGGUCACAACAACCAAAUCCUUUUACUUGAUGGUUCCAAUAAUCCACAUGUCCCUACACUCACAAAAGACUCUCCCGGUUCUUCUACCGUUCUACGCCACCAAAUGGUCACUGCAGCAGGUUCAGGACAAAGCAACCUGUUUCUGUAGUCAUUCACGUGUUCCUCUUCUCCAGUACUAGUAGCUGCUAAUUGCCAAAGCAGCCACAUGGAUUGACAUAGCUUCUCAUUGGAGAAGAAGAUCCAAGAAGAAGGCCAAAGCGGCUAAGCUUUGGCCAAAGCAGCCUUCUCUUCUUCUCUAGUGGGAAAGUGAGAUAAGAAGCAGCCAUCAGAAGAGCACUCCCUUGUUUUUUGACCAAAACUUUGCUGCUCACUGUCCUAGCUGGAGAGAAUCCAGCGAUACACGCAUGUCUUCUUCUUCAGCUCGGUCUUGGUUGCCGACCUCAUUUGCAGAUUUCUGCACAUGAGGCAUCUCUCUCUCGAAGUAUCGUGUUUUGAUUUGGGCAGGUAGCCAGCCACUGUGAGAGUGUGAGCUGAGGUGAGCAUCGCCAUGGGAGAGGUUGCAGAAGACAUCUACACCCAAGAUGGCACCGUGGACGUCAAGGGCAACCCGGCCACCAAGAAGAACACCGGCAACUGGCGUGCCUGCCCCUACAUCCUCGCUAACGAGUGCUGCGAGAGGCUGGCCUACUAUGGCAUGAGCACCAACCUCGUGAACUACAUGAAGACGCGGCUCGGGCAGGAGAGCGCCAUUGCCGCCAACAAUGUCACCAACUGGUCGGGGACUUGCUACAUCACCCCCCUUCUCGGUGCCUUCUUGGCUGAUGCCUACAUGGGCAGGUUCUGGACCAUUGCCAGCUUCAUGAUCAUCUACAUCCUGGUAACUAAUCGUCUUGGAUUUCAGUUUCUGAUUGCUAUGAUCGAUGGUGUGAUCGAAGAGAGAGAUGUUUUGAUGGUUGCAGGGUUUGGCGUUGCUGACAAUGGCGUCGUCGGUGAAGGGGCUGGUGCCGGCGUGCGACGGAGGAGCGUGUCACCCGACGGAGGCGCAGACGGGGGUGGUGUUCUUGGCGCUGUACCUGAUAGCGCUGGGCACCGGCGGGAUCAAGCCGUGCGUGUCGUCGUUUGGCGCGGACCAGUUCGACGAGAACGACGAGGGGGAGAAGCGGAGCAAGAGCAGCUUCUUCAACUGGUUCUACUUCUCCAUCAACAUCGGCGCGCUGGUGGCGUCGUCGGUGCUGGUGUACGUGCAGACGCACGUCGGGUGGGGGUGGGGGUUCGGCAUCCCGGCCGUCGUCAUGGCCGUCGCCGUCGCCAGCUUCUUCGUCGGCACGCCGCUGUACAGGCACCAGCGGCCCGGGGGCAGCCCGCUGACGAGGAUCGCGCAGGUGCUCGUCGCGUCGGCGAGGAAGUGGGGCGUCGAGGUCCCCGCCGACGGGUCGCGGCUGCACGAGACGCUCGACAGGGAGUCCGGCAUCGAGGGCAGCCGCAAGCUGGAGCACACCGGGCAGUUCGCGUGCCUCGACAGGGCGGCGGUGGAGACGCCGGAGGACAGGUCGGCGGCGAACGCGUCGGCGUGGCGGCUGUGCACGGUGACGCAGGUGGAGGAGCUGAAGAGCGUGGUGCGGCUGCUGCCGAUCUGGGCGAGCGGGAUCGUGUUCGCGACGGUGUACGGGCAGAUGAGCACCAUGUUCGUCCUCCAGGGGAACACGCUCGACGCCAGCAUGGGGCCGCACUUCUCCAUCCCGGCGGCGUCGCUCUCCAUCUUCGACACCCUCAGCGUCAUCGUCUGGGUGCCGGUGUACGACCGCCUCAUCGUGCCGGCGGUGCGCGCCGUGACGGGGCGCCCACGCGGGUUCACCCAGCUGCAGCGGAUGGGCAUCGGCCUCGUCAUCUCCGUCUUCUCCAUGCUCGCCGCCGGCGUGCUCGACGUCGUCAGGCUGCGCGCCAUCGCUCGCCACGGGCUCUACGGCGACAAGGACGUCGUGCCCAUCUCCAUCUUCUGGCAGGUGCCGCAGUACUUCAUCAUCGGCGCCGCCGAGGUGUUCACGUUCGUCGGGCAGCUGGAGUUCUUCUACGACCAGGCUCCCGACGCCAUGCGCAGCAUGUGCUCGGCGCUGUCGCUCACCACCGUCGCGCUAGGCAACUACCUCAGCACGCUGCUCGUGACCAUCGUUACCCAUGUCACCACCCGGAACGGCGCCGUCGGGUGGAUCCCGGACAACCUCAACCGCGGCCACCUCGACUACUUCUUCUGGCUGCUCGCCGUGCUCAGCCUCAUCAACUUCGGCGUCUACCUCGUCAUCGCCAGCUGGUACACCUACAAGAAGACGGCGGAUUCACCGGACGACAAGGCCGAGCACGCCGGAGCAAACUGAGCCACGAGGUGAAGCUGAUUAUGACAUACAAGGGGGAAUUGAACUGAAUUGUGGCGUGUGAAUGUCAGAAUGUGUGGGGUUCUAAACAAGUUCUUGGGAGAUAAAAUGGAAAGGAAAUUAGUGUCGUUUGUGACCUUCAAAUAUGUUAUAGUGUUCAUUGCAUUAUGUCUGGUAGGAAAAAAUGAAGAAGAAUAGGAGGAUAUAGUAGUUUAAAAAUAUAAAUGUGAUGUUUAGUUUUCUAGAAAUGCAUUGGCCAAAGUUGUUCAAGAAAUAAGGUCUUCUGUGGUGGAGUAUCUCAUAAGUUCAUUAGGUUGCAGAAA
Oryza sativa Japonica Group (Japanese rice) is the source of this 3592-nucleotide messenger RNA. RefSeq names its product protein NRT1/ PTR FAMILY 8.2. The record is from RefSeq and is a predicted model, not a curated record. Gene Ontology annotation, cellular component: membrane. Gene Ontology annotation, biological process: transmembrane transport; oligopeptide transport. Gene Ontology annotation, molecular function: transmembrane transporter activity. NCBI's taxonomy places the organism in Eukaryota, Viridiplantae, Streptophyta, Magnoliopsida, Poales, Poaceae.